This is a messenger RNA of Cheilinus undulatus (humphead wrasse), 6925 nucleotides long. RefSeq names its product period circadian clock 2 (gene per2). The record is from RefSeq and is a predicted model, not a curated record. Gene Ontology annotation, molecular function: transcription cis-regulatory region binding; transcription corepressor binding. Gene Ontology annotation, cellular component: nucleus; cytoplasm. Gene Ontology annotation, biological process: entrainment of circadian clock by photoperiod; circadian regulation of gene expression; negative regulation of transcription by RNA polymerase II. The coding region runs from base 299 to 4723 and encodes 1474 amino acids. Lineage: Eukaryota; Metazoa; Chordata; Actinopteri; Labriformes; Labridae. The transcript is spliced from 24 exons.
GCAGAGACCCGGCGUGUCUGGAGACGAUAGCUGAGCUGUUCGUUUUUUUUUCGAGCAUCCCAGGACGUUCAGAACCUGUAGUCUAGUUGAUUCUUGGAUACAGCCGUGAAGAGCUCCAAGAACGAGACUUUUAUUUAACAAGGACACCGUGUUCAGGAGAGGAUUUGCGCUUUGUGAGCAGAUCAGUCCGCCUCCUCUUUGAUUCAGUCCGGAAACGCCCUUGUGAAAAUGGGGUGAUUGUUUUCUUUCAUCAUCUCUUUAUGUAACCUGGAAUCAGCCCAGGACAUUGCUCCUCCUGAUGUCAGAAGAUCUACACUCCAAGCCCUAUCACUUCCCUGUGCUGGAGGAUGAGGAUGGAGCCUCGGGGUGCAGCUCCAUGGCACAGCUGCACCGAAUGGGUGGCUUCAGCCAAGGUGGGCCAGACUUAGGCCUCCCAUCAGAAGGCAGCGACAGCAGUGGUCAGGACCCUCCUGCCUCGCCACACAGCCAUCGUAAAAGCAACCACUCUCUAACGCUCCACGAGGAGGAUGUGGAGAUGAAGAGCAGUGGCUCCAGCGGGAGCGGGACUGAAUCACAUGGCAAUGAAAGCCACGGUAAUGAGAGUCAUGGCAACGAAAGCAACGGCCAUGAAUCAGUGGGUAGCUCCAAUGGCAACAGCAAGGACUCAGCGCUGCUGGAGUCUUCGGAAAGCAACAAGAGCUCAAACUCCCACAGUCCAUCUCCUCCCAGCAGCUCUAACGCCUUCAGUUUGCUGAGUUCCGAGCAGGACAACCCAUCAACCAGCGGCUGCAGUAGUCAGGAGUCGGCCAAAGCAAAGACCCAGAAGGAGGUGAUAAAAACUCUGAAAGAGCUGAAGCUUCAUCUCCCUGCUGAGAAGAGACACAAUAAUAAGUCCAGCACAUUGAACACUCUGAAGUACGCCCUACGCUGUGUCAGACAGGUGGAAGCCAAUGAGGAGUAUUACCAGCUGCUGAUGAUCAAUGACAGUCAGCCUUCAGGCCUGGAUGUGUCCUCUUACACUAUCGAGGAGAUAGACAGCAUUACUUCUGAAUACACACUCAAAAACAAUGACAUUUUUGCAGUAGCAGUGUCGCUGAACACAGGAAGGAUUGUCUACAUCUCUGAUCAGGCUGCUUCCAUCCUCAACUGCAAAAGAGAUGUGUUCAAAAACACCAAGUUUGUUGAGUUCCUCACGCCACAGGAUGUCAGUGUCUUUUACAGCUUCACAACACCGUAUCGCCUGCCAUCCUGGAGCAUGUGCACUGGAGCAGAGUCGUCCCCUUCAGACUGCAUGCAGGAGAGGUCUUUCUUCUGUCGUAUCAGCGGUGGUAAAGAGUGCAAAGGUGAUCUGCAAUACUAUCCGUUCCGCAUGACGCCAUACCUGAUGAAGGUCCAAGACACCGUACAUACUGAAGACCAGUUCUGCUGCCUCCUGCUGGCUGAGAGAGUUCACUCUGGUUAUGAUGCACCCAGAAUACCAACAGAUAAACGCAUCUUCACUACCACACACACUCCCAAUUGUGUGUUUCAAGAUGUUGAUGAGAGAGCUGUUCCUCUUCUUGGCUACCUGCCCCAGGACCUCAUUGGCACACCAGUCCUCCUCCACCUGCAUCCCAAUGACCGACCUAUUAUGCUGGCUAUUCACAGAAAAAUUCUUCAGUAUGCAGGGCAGCCGUUCGAACACUCGUCCAUCCGAUUCUGUGUGAGGAAUGGAGAAUACAUCAUUCUUGACACCAGCUGGUCCAGUUUUGUGAACCCUUGGAGCCGCAAGGUGUCCUUUGUCAUCGGGAGACACAAAGUGCGGAUGGGCCCUGUAAAUGAGGAUAUUUUUGUGGCCCCAGCGCCCUCUGUCAGAGACAGGAAGACCAUGGACUCUGACAUCCAAGAGAUUACAGAGCAGAUCCAUAAACUGUUGCUACAGCCAGUUCAUACCAGUGGGUCCAGUGGCUACGGUAGUCUGAGCAGAACUGACCACCUUUUGGGCCUAACCUCCUCUAGUGAGAGCCUGGACAAGUGCAGCAGGAACAAGAUGCAGCUAGAUGAGGAGGAACUGAGCAGCAAAGCAAGACCUCGAACAUUUCAAGAAAUCUGUAAAGGAAUCCACCUUCAGAAGAGCCAGAAGCAGCAUACAGCCAAAACAGACAACAAGAGCACCAAUGGAAUAGAGUCUGUACAGAAGAGCCUGGCUGUGGUUGUGUCAAAAGACUUGGCAGCUCCUCUCAGCUGGAAGGAGACAGGUUUCCCUUCGCUGGAGAGCAGGUCCUCUUCCCAGGAGCACAUGGCCUUUAAUGAUCAGACUGUCUACUCCUACCAGCAGAUCAGCUGUCUGGACAGUGUCGUCAGGUACUUGGAGAGCUGUAAUGUUCCUAUUACCAUGAAGAGGAAGUGCCAGUCUUCAUCCAACACCACAUCAUCAAACUCAGAUGACGGCAAACCGAAAGGAACAAACAACAUGCAGGGGUCUGAAGAACCAGCCUUGUUAAAGGAUCAGUCUGUUCUCUCCACUUUGGAUGAUCAAGACAAAAAGUCAAGCGACGCAGCCACAGCCGUAGUGGGCACCUCGCUGCCCCUACCUGUUCCUAACAAGCCAGAAAGUGUGGUUUCUAUAACCAGCCAGUGUAGCUACAGUAGCACCAUAGUGCAUGUUGGGGACAAGAAACCUCACCCUGAGUCAGAGAUCAUAGAGGACAUGCCUGUAACAGGAGAGACAGUGGAAUCCGUCCAGAACAAUGGGUCUUCUGCUUCUACUGUUUCACCUCCUAGCCUGGAGAGGGAGUCUUACAAGAAGCUGGGGCUAACCAAGCAGGUUUUGGCAGCCCAUACUCAGAAGGAGGAGCAAGCCUUUUUGUAUCGCUUCAGGGAGCUUCGCAGACUCACAGCACUGAAAGCAAACUGCUCACAGUAUCUGGAGCGCCAGAGAGAGCAAAUAGACAACAAUGCUGGACCAGCAGCUCAGUCCUGUAAGCAUGCUGGACCAGCAGAGCUCACCACGCGGCGGGGCACACGGAAUAAGAAGACCAAGUCAAAGCGAGCAAAGCAAGUGGAGUCUUCAGACAGUGCAGUGUCCCGUCACAGACAACAACACCUGCGGCCUCCUCUGCUAAACCAGGGCCUAAACCCCACCUCUUGGUCUCGUUCUGACACCUCACAGUCACAGACUUUUCCCAUGGCUUACUCCCCCAUCAUGCCAGGAUAUCCUGUCCAGGUUUACCCCAGAGUCAGCCCCCAUACAGACACCGCAGGAUUUGGGGUUAACCAGGGCAACCAGGCCCCUCCCUGCCCCGCCACCAUCCAUCCUGCCCCCUACACCACCCCCAUGGUCACCUCUGUUGUUGCACUAGUGCUACCCAAUUAUGUGUUCCCUCAAGUGGCUCCUGGUCCACUGCCACCACCUCAACCAGGGUAUCACCCAGAGACCAGCUUCUCAGUCCAGACUCAGCCUUUCUGCCAAGCUGGCUUUCCUGGUCAGGUCCCCUUCACAGCUCCACCGUCCAUCUGUGUUCAGAACCAGUUAAACUCCCAGAACCAUUUUGCCCCUCAAGCAGGCAACCCAACCCCGCAAUUCUGCUGCCCUCCAUCCUCAGAAACCCCAAAGGCCCACAUGGAGGGUCAGUCUCGGUCCUCAAGUCCACAGUCAGGAGGACGAGAAUCGCCACCCAUGUUUCAGUCUCGCUGCAGCUCACCACUAAACCUACUGGAGCUGGAGCUAUCUGUGGACAGACAGGACAGCACAGUGCUCUCUUCUGGAGGACAAGGGAAUAACGCAAGUGAAAGGGAGAAAGUGAGCAGCAGCCAGGCCAAGGACAGGGAGCUGCAGCAGCCAUCUCUCAGUCUCCUUGGUCCACCAGGACCGCUCUAUUCUGAGGGCACGCCCUGUGUCUGUGAGCUUUUGUCUUGGGAUAAAGUGUGCUCUAGGCUGAGGGCUUGCAGCAAAAAGGACAGUUCCCGUGGUGAUGGCAACAACAGUGAUGUCAACUCUUUAUCUAGCGACAUGUUGGACAUCAUUCUCCAUGAGGACUCUUGCUCAGGUACUGGCUCAGCCACCUCAGGGUCCAUGGGCUCAGGAUCUAAUGGUUGUGGAACUUCAGCCAGCGGGACAUCCAAUAGCCGGACUUCUAAGAGCAGAACAUCAGCUAGUGGAGCCUCUGCAAGUGGGACCUCUGGCAGUGGAACAGGAAGCAACAACAGUAGUAAUUACUUUGGCAGCGUGGACUCAUCCCAGAACAGCCAGAAGGUCGACAGUCACUUGAGCAGCGGCGAUGGAAGGUUGAUGGAAAUAGAUCAGGGCGACAGCUUCAUGAAGUAUGUACUGCAGGACCCGCUGUGGCUGGUCAUGGCCAACACUGAUGAUGAAGUCAUGAUGACCUAUCAGCUGCCCUCACGCGACAUCCAGAAGGUGCUCAAAGAGGACAGAGAGAAGCUGAAGCUGCUACAGAAGAGUCAGCCACGCUUCUCAGAGGAGCAGAAGAAGGAGCUGAACGAGGUCCAUCCCUGGAUUAAGAAGGGAGAGAUACCAAAAGCAGUAAAUGUCAAGGUGUGCUCGUGCUGUGACGGUUCAUCAGAGGCAGCAGAAGCAGCAGAGGAAGCUCAUCGAGACUUGGACAUUGGUGAUACUGAUUCAGGGGAUGCUGACUGUCAACAGAGGUCCAGAGAUGAACCCUUAAACACUGAUAUCAUUUCCUGCCAUGACCUGUCUUCUGGCUCUCAUACACAACCAGCCUGACUGCUCCAGACUCUUAGGGCUCACGCACACAAGACCCAGUUGCCCGUUCCAUGUCGAAGCACGAUUGUCCUCCCUCAACAAUCACCCACACACCUGAACCCACACUGAUGUAAGCUCAACUGGCCCUGAGCACAUUCACCUCUUGUGUAUUUGUCCUCAUGUCAUGUUUGCGCCUGCCCAAAUUCUAAGUGAACACUUUACCUCUGCAUCUGACCAAUCAGAACCCAUUUUCACAUUUUUUAAAAUGGCUGUUGAGAGGGUUGGUUCAGUUACAUCAUGUCCAUGUCCAUGCUCCUGCUUGUGCAUGAGCAACUGUACUGAAGUCCACCUCUUCCCGCUGGUACAGAGCAUACGUUAGUAAAACAAACUGGACUUUAGAGGUCAAAUGUGUUGGAUUGCCUUGUAUGAGUGUGCCCUCUUGAUACCCAUCAGCCUCUUGUUCUACAACACUGCAAAGAGAGACCUAGUUUAAGGAAACAGCAUACAAGCCCUUCACACUUAUCACUGUUGUUGUGCUGUUUUUAUUUGAGUUGUGCCUGUUUAGGAGUCAGGAAAGCUGCUUCAAACAGUGGAGACAGAAUGUGAACAUUCAAAUAACACUUUAGUUUAUUUUGAUGUUUCUAAUUACACUAGAGGGAUGCUUCUAUUCUCUUAGCAUAAAGUGCUGGCUUUCCUUUAUGUCUGUGUAGCGGUGGAAAUUUGCAGCACCUGGAUAAAGGGAUCUUGAAGAAGAGAAGCAGAAUUCAAUAAGGGAAACAUAAUAUGUGCUCAUUCACCAGGAAGCAGGGAAAGUACCCAUGAACCAACCGGAGGCUGCAAGGACAAAUCUCUGUGGUGUUCUAGUGGCAGACAAUGAUUGAAUUCAGUACUUUCUGAUGUCCCUUCCUCAACACUGUGCUACGUCAGAAAAGGAAGAAACAUGCCUAGCCAUGGAAUACUAUGUGAAGAGCACAUUUUUAGCUGCACUAGAAAAGGAAAGGAAUGAUUGACACUCCUGUAUGUGUGUGCUGUUUGCGCAGUUUCUGGUGGUGGAUAAAGUGGGAGGAAAAUAAAAGACCAACAUAUAAAAGGUUUUCACCACCUCCACAAGAUGGGAUUUAUUGACGCAUUAAAAUGUAAGCAGCAUUUUUUAGCUGGUCAAGGCCAAAACACUUUUUUCAUGUAUGUUUUUGGAAGAUGUUCUCUUAUAAAUUAUCAUUUUUAAUAUGAUGAUUAACUCCAGCUGUCAGAUGAAUCGACAGCGUAUAAAGAGCUAUGAUUCCCAUGUAUAAAGUAACAAAAUAAAAUUUCUUUGGUACAAAUGUUUAGGAAUCUCAGGCAGGUUGGAGGUGGUGAAAACAUUUGUGAACAAGACAAUCAGGAGCAACAAAACUGUGAGCUGAUGUACCAAUCAGCACUAUCAUGUUUUAUGAUUGCAUCAUGAUUUUAAAGCUGCCUGUGUCACAUACUACCACUGCUGCUGUUAUAUUUUCAGUGUCUGCUGUGAGUCUUUGUCUUAUAUCUAUUUAAAACAUGCUUCUUGUUUAGUUUAAGAAGCACUGUAAGGUAUUUCUUGUAGUCCAUGUCUGAGUGUAUAUAUUUCUACAUACAAUAUAUAUUUUUCUGUGCAGAGAAAUUAGUGAUUUUAAGUUACCAUAGAAUAUUUGUGUGAAACAGAAAUGAGGACCACCAUUCAUAAUAAUUCUUGUUUAUAAUAUUUAAAAACUGUGCAAUAAUGUUUCCCAACAUGGACUGUUGUAAAGCCGGGGUUGUUUUUGUUGGUUGUGUGGUAAAACGGGGAGGAAAUCGCCUUCUCCUCUGUCUGAAUGUGUGCCACAUGACACUUGAAAAGGUCUGAUGUUGGUCCUCGUAAAUAUGGAGAAGAGGAUGCAGUGGAAGUGAGUGAAGCUCAUUGCUGUUCAGAACAAACAGUGUGCUCACUUCAGAAGACGCAGUUUAGGGUUAUUGCACUAGUAUAAAGUGGCUCACACAGAUGUCAGGAGACUGUGGACUGCUUUGAAGCUUCUGCUGUAAUAAGACAUGAAACAUUGCUUUUCUCUGCAACUUGAACAUCUUGUGAAUUUGUCAUUUGUCUGUUAUUUUACACUGAUGAUGCACAUUUCUAUUCUUUCUUUUAUGAUUAUUUUGUUUUUAAGCUUUAUUGUGUUUAUUUUUAAGUUUUUAAAGAUUUCUCUUAAUAAAAAACUGCCUAAUCUACAGUGA